Messenger RNA from Anastrepha ludens (Mexican fruit fly), 1740 nucleotides. RefSeq names its product O-phosphoseryl-tRNA(Sec) selenium transferase. The record is from RefSeq and is a predicted model, not a curated record. Gene Ontology annotation, biological process: selenocysteine incorporation; conversion of seryl-tRNAsec to selenocys-tRNAsec. NCBI's taxonomy places the organism in Eukaryota, Metazoa, Arthropoda, Insecta, Diptera, Tephritidae. Gene Ontology annotation, molecular function: tRNA binding; O-phosphoseryl-tRNA(Sec) selenium transferase activity. The coding region runs from base 73 to 1479 and encodes 468 amino acids. The transcript has 4 exons.
UUAUAUAGAUAACGGCACAAUAGAAAAGAACCAAGCCUGGGUGCAGUAGAAAAAUACCUCCUGCAGUUUUCAAUGGAUUUAAAAAACUUAAAUAUCAGUGAAAAGCUAGUACCUCCAAAUUACCUCCGUUUGGCGGAAGAUGCUCAAAAAGUUAAGGAAAGAGAGCGGCAGGAGCUGUUGCAGAAGCGUAAGUUGCCAGUGCACGGUUGGACGGAUAAACACAUCGAAGAGCUGGUGCAACAGCUGUCAACGCUGGACAGUAACAAUUUUCCCAAGAAGGCAGGAGUGGGUGAACGCGAAGCACGCAUAGUAUGCCCGCUUGUGGCACGACGCCAUUAUAAUUUCGGCCAUGGCAUUGGACGUUCGGGCGAUUUGUUGGAAGCGCAACCAAAAGCGGCUGGCUCAACACUAAUGGCUAAUUUAACAAACGCACUGCUCCUUGAUCUCAUACAUGAAAUGGGUGUGCGCAGCUGCCGCAGUUGUUUCCUCGCCCCGCUUGCUACUGGUAUGUCACUGCUAUUGUGCCUACUCACACUGGGUAAACAGCGACCAAAAGCCAAAUAUGUGUUAUGGUCACGCAUCGAUCAGAAAUCAUGCUUUAAAAGCAUAAUAACAGCAGGUCUCACACCAUUGAUUGUCGAGCCGAAACUCCACAACGACGGCGCGCUUUCCACCGAUUUGCACACAUUCGAGCAGAAAGUGGACGACGUAGGAGCAGAGAAUAUACUUUGUUUUUGCACAACAACCAGUUGUUUUGCACCACGUAAUUGUGAUGAUAUCAUUGAAGUGGCAAAAUUGGCUGCGCGACAUGCAGUGCCACAUCUAGUAAAUAAUGCAUAUGGCUUACAAAGUACAUUUCUCACACAUCAGCUGGAGCAAGCACAGCGCUUGGGUCGCCUGGAUUUGUUUGUGCAGAGCACAGAUAAAAACUUAUUGGUGCCUGUUGGCGGUGCAAUCAUUGCUGGUUUUAAUGAACAACUGGUGCACAGUGUCGCAAAGGCUUACCCAGGACGCGCUUCAUCGGCGCAAACGCUUGAUGUAUUGAUGACACUGUUGUCACUGGGUCGUGAGGGUUAUAUGAAGCUAGUGAAAGAGCGAAAAAUAAAUUUUGAUUAUCUGCGCAUGCGUCUAUUCGAAUUUGCCGAGAGGCAUGGAGAACAGGUGAUUGAAACGAAAGGCAACCCAAUUUCGCUGGCUUUAAGCUUAAAACAAUUGCAGGACGCUGGUGCUGAACUAACCAAGUUCGGCUCAAUGUUAUAUACACGAGGUAUUUCCGGUGCACGUGUUGUAGUUGUGGGUGAUAGGCGCGAAAUUGAAGGGCAUACAUUUGUGAAUUGGGGCACACACCACUCAAAUACUCUAACUGCCUACUUAACAAUGGCCGCAGGUUUGGGCAUUACAAAGUCAGAAAUCGAUGAUUGCCUCGAAAAAUUAAAUGAGUGCUGGAAAACAUUUUUGCAUCAAAAAUUAAAAAAAUAACAAAUAUGCAUAUAAAUAAGUUAUUAAAUACUCAGUAGGUUGUUGUUGUUGUAGCAGCAUAAACAUUUCCCAUACAUAUACGAGGAACGCUGCUGAAGUGGCAGUCCACAACCAACUGUCGUGGAAACGUAUUACUUAGUAGCUCUUACGAUUAAAAACGAUGUUAAAUGAGCAUAAUUACAAUAUAAAAUUCUAUACUAAAAGCUGAGUCAUAAAAGUUUUGCACUUAUAAAUUCAAUAAAUUGUUGAUUAAUUAUACAA